CUGUUUUCUGUUUUGUUGAAGAGCCCCCCCCCCGUGCAGAAUUGUUAAUUUCCAGUCGGUGUGAACGUGCCCUUCGCUCUUCUAUGAAACGUCUACAGUGCGCCAUUGAAAUUCACGACUGUCAGAGCUCACUACGCUCCUUUGGAACUUUCAACAGCUUCCAGUUGACAGGAACUCUUUAAUUCGCUUACAGAAUUUGUCGCCUCUAAUAUCCUUUGCGUGUAUAGUUGCCGUGAUUAAAGUUAUUUAAAGCAUGAUUUAAAGGGUUGAAGUUGCAUGACAUGCUGAAAUGUAAUGUUUUUGCGACCCGACAGUUUUAAGUUUAGCAUCGCGAGGCAAACUCUAUAGGCACGUCAGUCAACGUCACUUGCAAGUAGCAAUUGUGCCAGAACAUUCUGCUGUGGGUUAGUGGUUUACGUUUUAACGUGUUUCUGUAUGUUGCUAAUGGUUUUUAUCAUUCAACACUGAAGGGAACGUCUGUCGAGUAAAUUACGCCAUUUGACAACAGUUUCUGCGAAGGACCUCUGUACGCUAGCUAGCCUGCUAGCAAGGAUAUUCCUCUGAGGGGCGUUUACCGUUUGUCGGAGCAAAACUAGUCUGCAACAGUAGGCUAUAGUCCGAUAGCUACUCAGUUACCUAAUACAUUUAUCUAGAUAGGAUAUCUCUCUAGCGUGCCGUUUUCUUUACGUUCCCUUUAGUAUUUUUUGCUAUUAUUUACGCUACAUUGGAUAUCCAGCAAGUUAAAUUGACUACUUCUGUUUAUGCAGAAGUGACACAGACUUUCAAGAAAGCAGUUUUGAAGUUUCAGUUUGUAAACUUGGACCAAAGGGCGCAACGAUUGUUUCCCUCCACGUAGCUGGCACCAGGGUUGUCGAGCGAACGCAUGAGAAGCUGAAAUGCCAAGAUAUUGCUUGUCAUGACAGCGGGAGAAGGUUUGUUGCCCAGCUUUGCUUCCACUGGCAGUACCUUGUAUCUGAUCAUGCCGGGAGACUAGCCAGCGAAACGAAGAUCACGACGUUGUUGGAAACUAAGUGGAGUAACGUUAUAUUAUACUAUACUUAAAUGAUUGUGCCAUAUGACUGUUCCCCUCUGGAAAUGAUCUAGACAACAAGUUCGUUUUGAAAGCAGGCAAAAUCGAAAAAAAUGGAUCAAGUUGGAUUGAGGCGCAGCCCUCCGGAUAACAACAGCCUUGGUUUUGGCAAACAGGCAGGAGAAGGAGGGUUUGUGAAUGACAUUGGAAACAGCGGUAUGCAAGUGUCUGCCACCACAGGACUGGUGAAGCCUGUGCCCAGAGCUGAAGCCUCCCCCAAGGAUGGCUCAUCCAAUGGCCUGAACAGCAGCAACCUCCAGAGAAACAGGGGGCGUGGGUCAGCGGAAGGCCCCCAUGUUAAGGAGUUUGGGAAACCGCUAAGGAUUCAGUCCACACAGUCCCAUCAGGACACACUGGGUCCCAUGAACGUUGGAGACAACUUCUCUCUCUUGGACGAGACUCUUGCUGAACUGGAUGCUUUUCCCAUCAAGACGGAGGACUUUUCUCCUGCCAUCGAUACAGACAUAAACGACACUGUGUCCCUGGGGCUUGGGGAUGACCGGGACGACUCCACACUGGAUAUCCUGCGCGACCUGAACCUGCCAGGCUCGCUAAACGAACUCAAUGAGUUGUACGUGGCAGACGAGGAUGCCUUCAUCAACUCUCUGACCGUGGACGAUGCGGUGCUUGGGGAUGGCCUGGUUAUACAAAACCAGUCUGGCAGCGGGGGUGGAGGUGGCUGUGUGGGCAGUAGAAACGGAGGUGCCGGCUGCAACAGGGGAAGUUGCUCUGGUGCGAACGGCGCCGAGCUGCACCCACAACACCGGCCACCUCUGCCAACGCAGCAGCCACAGCCCCAGUCUCAGCCUCUCAUGAACAUGCCCAUCAUUAAAACUGAGAAAGAUGCAGGCUACAUCCAGCUGUGCACGCCUGGAGUCAUUAAGAUGGAGAACGAGAGCCGCAGCUACUGCCAGAUGUCGGGCAUGGACAUGGGCAGCCCUCAUGCUGGCUCCUCCGCAGGCCUGGGCUCCAUGCCCUCCCAGGGAUUUUGCUUUGGAGCCAGCGUGCCCCCGCUGAGUAUGCACAGCGAGCAUUCACCCGGCGUCCCUCAGGAUCAGAAGCCAGUGUUCGGCCUCUACCCACCGCGCACCUCCCUGAGCAACAGCUGGAACAGGGGGUUUGGAGAGCUCCCUGGGAUGUCGAGGCCCAGUGACAUAGUCCCAUCCACAUCUGCAUACCCUGUGACUUUCAACAGCCCUCCUAACAGACCAGAAGCCAAUGGAGCUGGUGGAACUGCAGCAGCUAAAUCGGGUGGAGCAGCUCAUAAGAUCUGCCUGGUCUGUUCCGACGAGGCUUCGGGCUGCCACUACGGCGUCCUCACCUGCGGAAGCUGCAAGGUGUUCUUCAAGAGGGCCGUUGAAGGAUGGAGAGCACGGCAAAACACGGAUGGACAACAUAACUACCUAUGUGCCGGACGCAACGACUGCAUCAUUGACAAGAUCCGGAGGAAAAACUGUCCCGCCUGCCGCUUCCGGAAGUGUCUGCAAGCCGGCAUGAAUCUGGAAGCCCGUAAGAACAAGAAGCUGAUUCGGCUGACACGACAGCAGAGCGGCGGUGACUCUGGACAGCCCCUGCUUGACGAGCAGCAGUGCACUCUGGUGCCCAAGUCCAUGCCGCAGCUGACGCCCACCAUGCUGUCGCUGCUGAAGGCCAUCGAGCCCGAGGUGAUGUACUCGGGCUACGACAGCACCAUCCCGGACACGUCCACCCGCCUCAUGACCACGCUCAACCGCCUCGGUGGCAAGCAGGUCAUCUCCGCUGUCAAGUGGGCCAAGUCGCUGCCAGGCUUCAGGAACCUGCACCUGGAUGACCAGAUGACCCUGCUGCAGUGCUCCUGGCUCUUCCUCAUGUCCUUCGGCCUGGGCUGGAGGUCCUACCAGCAGUGCAGCGGAGGCAUGCUCUGCUUUGCCCCCGACCUCGUCAUCAACGAGGAGAGGAUGAAGCUGCCCUACAUGAGUGACCAGUGUGAGCAGAUGCUGAAGAUCUCCAGUGAGUUUGUGCGGCUGCAGGUGUCCUAUGAGGAGUACCUCUGCAUGAAGGUCCUCCUGCUCCUCAGCACAAUCCCAAAAGAUGGGCUAAAGAGUCAGGGUGUGUUUGAGGAGAUCCGCAUGUCCUACAUUAAGGAGCUGGGGAAAGCCAUCGUCAAACGGGAGGAUAGCAGCUCCAGCCAGAACUGGCAGAGAUUUUACCAGCUCACCAAGCUGCUCGACACCAUGCAAGAGAUGGUGGAGGGCCUACUGAACUUCUGCUUCUACACCUUUGUGAAUAAAUCCCUGAGCGUGGAAUUCCCUGAGAUGCUCGCCGAAAUCAUCAGCAACCAGCUACCAAAAUUCAAAGACGGGAGUGUCAAGCCGCUCUUGUUUCAUCAGAAGUGACUGCCUUAGACCGCGACACUAUGCCUUAAUAACCACCCAGCCCAGGCCAGCUUAUACCUGUACACACACACACACACGCAUGCAUGCAUACACACACACACAUAUACACACACACACACACACACGACAC
Molecule: messenger RNA, 3595 nt
Organism: Alosa alosa (allis shad)
Lineage: Eukaryota; Metazoa; Chordata; Actinopteri; Clupeiformes; Clupeidae
Product: glucocorticoid receptor-like
Exons: 10
Coding region: 1144-3465 (773 amino acids)
Biological process (GO): nuclear receptor-mediated glucocorticoid signaling pathway; regulation of DNA-templated transcription
Cellular component (GO): nucleus
Molecular function (GO): sequence-specific DNA binding; steroid binding; zinc ion binding
Source: RefSeq, a predicted model, not a curated record